CAAGGAGAAUAAAAUCCUAAAAAGGAACUGAUUUUUCUAUUUGUUGUUUGUGGAAACAGUAAUGGAUUCGUUGAAAGAACUUUUGGAAUCGUGGAAUAUACCACAAGUUGUAGUGACCAAUUUUAUUGAGAAUGGUAUAAUGAUUGAACAUUUUCCCAAAUUAAAACUAGACAAUUUGAAAGAAUUAUGCCCACAUAUGGGGACUAGACUAUCUUUAGAGGAAAAGAUAGGGGAGCUUAUUACUGCACAGGCAACGACGGAUGCAGUAUCUGAAUCAACUGAUGAUCAAGUCAUUAUUACUCCCACCUCCAGUAAAUUUGAGACAAGCACCAGUGAUUGUUUAUUUUUAUUAGUUUUUUACCAGUUUAUUAGUUUCAUUAGAUGAACUACAAGUGGUCGACAU
Molecule: messenger RNA, 403 nt
Organism: Hyposmocoma kahamanoa
Lineage: Eukaryota; Metazoa; Arthropoda; Insecta; Lepidoptera; Cosmopterigidae
Exons: 3
Coding region: 62-385 (107 amino acids)
Source: RefSeq, a predicted model, not a curated record